Bolinopsis microptera is the source of this 2156-nucleotide messenger RNA. Its product is annotated as sushi, von Willebrand factor type A, EGF and pentraxin domain-containing protein 1-like. The record is from RefSeq and is a predicted model, not a curated record. Bases 60 to 2156 code for a protein of 698 amino acids. The transcript has 9 exons. NCBI's taxonomy places the organism in Eukaryota, Metazoa, Ctenophora, Tentaculata, Lobata, Bolinopsidae.
UUCUGUAGACAAGUACAUUGUUGAAGAAAGUGUCACAACAGAAUUAUCUUCCUUCAGGAAUGAUAAUAUUGUCAUGGCUUCUUCUGAAUAAAAUAGCCGUUGGUUCAAACCAUGCUUGCGACCUGCCAUUCAUUAAGAAUGGUCAGUGUGAGAGUGUAGGGGAUUACAUUCAUGUCAAAUGUGGUGUUGGUUACAAACUUACUGGUACCAGUCAGAUACCCUGUCAACUUCGAAAAGAUAACUAUUCCAAUCUCCCAUCCUGUGAACCUAUUCCUUGUCCACUUCCUCUCAGUGCAAAGGACAUCAUACCAGACUUUGUAGACAACAAUGUUUCUUACAUCCAGCCAAACCACAAAGUAGAACUAAACUGCAAAUCAGAUUACAUCGCUCCCACACACAAUGCAACGUGCAUAACAAACAGUACGUUCUCAGAAUGGCCUUUACCUGUUUGUCAGACAAGAAGCUGUGUUCAUAAUGCCAUCAAAAAUGGCCAGAUAACCUCCCAGCAUCUUGCCCCAAACACUAAAGUUCUCAUUGAAUGUGACGAAGGGUUCAAAAGAGAUGAAAGACUCAGCGAUAUAAUCUGUAUCUCCCACACAUUGUUUUCAGAAGACUUGAACGCGGUAUGUCAAGCAGUGCCUUGUGCUGCACUUGAAGUUCCCAAUGGGUACAGUCUCAGUAAUAUUACCCAGCCUGGGAAAGAGUUGAGGUACAGAUGUGACUCAAAUUAUGAUAAAGACUUGCAACCUGUUUAUUGUAAGUCUGGUCACAAAUUUUUUGGUGAUACUGCGCCGAAGUGUGAGCCCAAGAACUGUUCAGCAAGGAAUAUUGAGAAUGGUGAACUAAUGCUGGCCAAGCCGAGGGAAACAGUGAACAUACUCUGCAAUGACGGUUAUGAGAUGGAACAGGAUAUUCAACUGACCUGUAUUUCUAACAACGUUUUCUAUCCUGAAGAAUUGCCCCGCUGUAGAGAAAAGAGCUGCAUACCUCCAAACAUUGCAAACGGAGAGAAGAUCGACUUUGAUAAUAGUGAAUCCAUACGACAUGGCUCGUCCAUUACAAUCAAGUGUGGGACCAACUACAGACAGAGCGGCGCUAGUACCAUCUUCUGUAAUAAGGGGGAGUACAAGCCCUCAGCUCCUACCUGCGAUGCGAUGCCUUGUCACCUGCCUCUCUCAAAGCUGCCCCACGUCCAGUACCUGAAUGAGAUGCGGGUCUACCCAGAAAAGAAGAACUACGAGCUCAGGGCCGGUUCUGUGAUCCAGGUUAUCUGCAACGAGUCUUACUCCCUAGACAACCAAACUGUGGUCACUUGUAUCUCACAGAACAUAAUUGAUCCUCCACUACUGCCUAAAUGUAUCCCUGUUAAUUGCAACGAGAAGCCAAAUAUUGUGAACGGUAUGGUAACGUCAGAGUUUCCUUUGAGUCCGAACAGAACGUUAACGAUACAGUGCAAUGCUGGAUACAAGCUUUCUCACCAGAUCACUCCUAAGUGUUUCAGUAAAAGAACCUUCGUCCCACCCCUUCCCGAGUGUUUACCUCUACCAUGCCCGGAGUUUGAGAUACAGAAUGGGACAGUCCGGCACUCUGGAGGUACGAUACAGCCGGGUCAAAGUGUCUUGGUGUCAUGUGAUGUGAACUUUGAGUUGAUUGGUUCUGCUAGAGUCACGUGCACAGCAGGGGAAAGGACCUCGACCAAGCCCACGUGUAAACCGCGGAACUGCACAGGGUUUACAAUAACACACGGAGAGGUAGUGUCCGCUGGUCCGGAACGGAAGAUGCAGGUCCGGUGUGAUGAGGGAUACCAGCUGGUGGGCAGGUUGAUGAUCUGUUUGGCUGGCAGGGCCAGGUCCGGCGAUACUCCCACCUGUUCGCCCCAGCCAUGUGCUGGUCAGCACGUGGACCACGGAACGGUAACACCAGGAACUAGCGUGGAACCAGGAGAGAGGGUUAGGGUGUCAUGUGACCGAGACUAUUACCCCUCCCACUCUUACCACGUCACAUGUGUUACUGAGAACACGUUCUUUCAGCAACUACCGCGGUGUUUACCCAGUAACUGUGCAGUUGGGGCUGUCGAGAACUCCACAAAUCUACACAUUAGAAGUUAUAAGCCAGGUAGAUGCAGAUAUUAUCCGUCUCUUCUAUUCAGGAUAUAG